Messenger RNA from Trichechus manatus latirostris (Florida manatee), 1253 nucleotides. It is a transcript of the gene SLC30A2, whose product is annotated as solute carrier family 30 member 2. The transcript has 8 exons. Gene Ontology annotation, cellular component: plasma membrane. The record is from RefSeq and is a predicted model, not a curated record. Gene Ontology annotation, biological process: response to zinc ion; zinc ion transmembrane transport. Gene Ontology annotation, molecular function: zinc ion transmembrane transporter activity. Lineage: Eukaryota; Metazoa; Chordata; Mammalia; Sirenia; Trichechidae. Bases 1 to 1134 code for a protein of 377 amino acids.
AUGGAGGCCACGGAGAGGCAGCAUCUGUUGGACUCCAGGCCCGGAGCUCGGUCAUACACGGGAUCUGUAUGGCAGGAUGGGGCUGGCUGGAUCCCUCUGCCCCAGCCUGGCCUGGACUUGCAGGCCAUUGAGCUGGCCACCCAGAGCAACCAUUACUGCCAUGCCCAGAAGGAACCUGGCAGCCACUUCGACCCCAAGAGGGAGCGGGCCCGGCGCCAACUCUAUGUGGCCUCUGCCAUCUGCCUGGUGUUCAUGAUUGGGGAAGUUGUUGGUGGGUACCUGGCACAUAGCUUGGCGAUAAUGACCGAUGCAGCCCACCUGCUCACUGACUUUGCCAGCAUGCUCAUCAGCCUCUUCUCCCUCUGCAUGUCCUCCCGGCCGGCCACCAAGACCAUGAACUUCGGUUGGCAGCGAGCUGAGAUCCUGGGAGCCCUGUUGUCUGUGAUGUCCAUCUGGGUGGUGACCGGGGUGCUGGUAUACCUGGCGGUGGAGCGGCUAGUCUCUGGGAACUAUGAGAUCGAGGGCGGGACCAUGCUGAUCACAUCCGGCUGUGCUGUGGCUGUGAACAUCAUAAUGGGGCUGACCCUUCACCAGUCUGGCCAUGGUCACAGCCACAGCCACGGGCACAGUCAUGACACCAGCAAGCAGCAGGAGAACCCCAGUGUCCGAGCUGCCUUUGUCCACGUGAUUGGGGACUUUCUGCAGAGCUUGGGCGUCCUGGUGGCAGCCUAUAUUUUAUACUUCAAGCCGGAGUACAAGUACGUGGACCCUAUCUGCACCUUCCUCUUCUCCAUCCUGGUCCUGGGGACGACCCUGACCAUCUUGAGAGAUGUGAUCCUGGUGCUGAUGGAAGGGACCCCCAAGGGCAUGGACUUCACGGCUGUGCGGGAUCUGCUGCUGUCGGUGGAGGGGGUGGAAGCCUUGCACAGCCUGCAUAUCUGGGCACUGACCGUGGCCCAGCCCGUGCUGUCUGUCCACAUUGCCAUUGCUCGGAACACAGACGCCCAGGCUGUGCUGAAGGCGGCCCGCACCCGGCUCCAGGGGAGGUUCCAUUUCCACACGAUGACCAUCCAGAUUGAGGACUACUCUGAGGACAUGAAGGACUGUCAGAAGUGCCAAGGCCCCUCAGACUGACUGCUUGGCCAGGCACCAACUGGGGUACGGACAAGACCUGCAGGGGGCAGGGCUGAGUGCCCCCAAGUCCAGCCAGGAUGCCACUACACAGGCUGCUUUAUAAACCUCCUGACCUCUGC